Raphanus sativus (radish) is the source of this 2730-nucleotide messenger RNA. RefSeq names its product potassium transporter 8. The transcript is spliced from 8 exons. Gene Ontology annotation, cellular component: membrane. Bases 266 to 2584 code for a protein of 772 amino acids. Gene Ontology annotation, molecular function: potassium ion transmembrane transporter activity. Lineage: Eukaryota; Viridiplantae; Streptophyta; Magnoliopsida; Brassicales; Brassicaceae. The record is from RefSeq and is a predicted model, not a curated record. Gene Ontology annotation, biological process: potassium ion transmembrane transport.
UGUGGCAGUUAUCUUAAUGAUGCUUUCAUAUGUUUUGUAAGUACGUUUCUUCUCUCUCCAUCCUCUCUUGUGGUUCUUGAUUUUGGGCAAAGCUUUGUACUUUCAAUGCAUUAAAUCACAUAGCCGAAGAAAAGUAUUCAAAGAAAAGUUUGUGUAACGUCAAUCAAAUUAAAUUCACCAAUCUUUCUUGUUUUCAACGAACUUAAAUCUUUUCUUAUCCCCAAGAAUGGGAGUCUUGUUGUGAUUCAAGAGCAGAACUCCAAUCAUGGAUCUCGAGCGUCUGAGCACAAGGAACCAAGUUAAGAAAGAAUCUUGGUGGAGUGUUCUGACAUUAGCUUACCAGAGCUUAGGUGUGGUCUAUGGAGAUUUGGCUACUUCACCAUUGUAUGUCUACAAGAGCACUUUCGCCGAAGACAUCCAACACUCCGAGACAAACGAAGAGAUCUUUGGUGUUCUAUCUCUUGUCUUCUGGACAUUAACUCUCAUCCCACUACUCAAAUACGUCUUUAUUGUUCUUCGUGCUGACGAUAAUGGUGAAGGUGGGACGUUUGCACUCUACUCUCUGCUUUGUCGCCAUGCUAGAAUCAGCUCCUUGCCUAACUUCCAGCUCGCCGAUGAGGACCUUUCUGAGUAUAAGAAAAUAUCAGGGGACAAUCCGAGGAAUUUAAAAGCUAAGGGAUGGAGUUUGAAAAACACACUUGAGAAGCAUAAGGUUCUGCAGAAUAUGCUGCUUGUUCUUGCUCUGAUUGGGACUUGUAUGGUCAUUGGUGACGGAGUUCUCACACCAGCAAUCUCUGUUUUCUCAGCAGUCUCUGGAUUAGAGUUAUCCAUGUCAAAGGAGCAACAUCAGUAUGUGGAGGUGCCCGUGGUUUGCGCCAUACUGAUAAUCUUGUUCUCGUUACAACACUACGGGACACAUCGUUUAGGCUUUUUGUUCGCUCCAAUUGUGCUAGCAUGGCUUCUUUGCAUAAGCACCAUUGGUGUAUACAACAUCUUCCACUGGAACCCUCAUGUUUACAAAGCAUUGUCUCCUUAUUACAUCUACAAGUUCCUCAAGAAAACUCGCGAACGCGGCUGGAUGUCUCUUGGUGGCAUCCUUUUAUGCAUAACCGGCUCGGAAGCUAUGUUUGCUGAUCUAGGACACUUCACUCAGUUGUCAAUACAGAUUGCGUUCACAUUUGCUGUUUACCCGUCGUUAAUCCUCGCAUACAUGGGCCAAGCCGCAUAUCUCUCUAGGCACCAUGUCCUUGAGAGCGAUUACCGGAUUGGUUUUUAUGUUUCAGUACCCGAGAAAAUAAGAUGGCCUGUUUUGGUAAUAGCUAUUCUGGCGGCUGUUGUGGGAAGCCAGGCUAUAAUCACGGGAACGUUCUCGAUCAUCAAGCAAUGCACUUCUCUAGGUUGUUUCCCUAAAGUCAAAAUCGUCCACACAUCGUCUAAAAUGCACGGCCAGAUUUACAUCCCGGAGAUCAACUGGACUCUCAUGCUAUUAUGCUUGGCAGUCACGGUAGGGUUCCGCGACACCAAACACAUAAGCAAUGCCUCAGGUUUGGCGGUUAUUACCGUUAUGCUGGUAACGACUUGCCUGAUGUCACUGGUAAUAGUCUUAUGCUGGCGCAAAAGCACUAUCUACGCGCUAGCCUUCAUCAUCUUCUUCGGAACAAUCGAAUCUCUCUACUUCUCAGCCUCGCUCAUCAAGUUCCGCGAAGGCGCGUGGGUUCCACUCGCGCUCUCCUUCGCCUUCCUCCUCGUCAUGUACCUGUGGCACUACGGGACCGUCAUGCGUUACGAGUUCGACGUCCAGAACAAAGUCUCUGUCAACUGGCUCCUCACGCUCUUCGGCUCCUCGAACCUCGGCAUCGUCCGCGUCCGCGGGAUCGGCGUGAUCAGCACCGAGCUCGUCUCCGGCGUUCCCGCGAUCUUCUCUCAUUUCGUUACUAACCUUCCCGCGUUCCACCAGGUUGUCGUGUUCCUCUGCGUGAAGUCCGUCCCUGUCCCUCACGUGAAACCGGAAGAGCGGUUUCUCGUCGGUAGGGUUGGACCGAAGGAGUACCGGUUAUACCGGUGUAUUGCCCGGUAUGGAUACCGAGACGUGCACAAAGAUGACGUGGAGUUUGAGCAAGACCUUGUUUGUAGUAUCGCCGAGUUUAUACGUUCGGACAAAGCAUUCGAUUACGACUUGGACCCUGAAGACGAAUCCGAGAGGCUUACCGUCGUUGCGGCUUCCUCCUCUAGUCUCGAAGGUGUUCAGAUCUAUGAAGAAGACAAACCGGAACAAUCUUCGGUAGAGGAACGGGUUCCUUCGACGAGAGUCAAGAAAAGGGUGCGGUUUGUGUUACCGGAAAGUUCGAGGAUAGAUAGAUCCGCGGAGGAGGAGUUGACGGAGCUGACGGAGGCGCGUGAGGCAGGGAUGGCGUUUAUAAUGGGGCAUUCGUAUGUGAGAGCAAAGGCCGGUUCGAGUGUGAUGAAGAAGAUGGCUAUUAACUUUGGAUAUGAUUUUCUAAGGAGAAACUCGAGAGGUCUUUGUUAUGGUCUGUCUACUCCUCACGCUUCUACUUUAGAAGUUGGUAUGGUUUAUAUCGUCUGACUAUACUUAUUUGUUAAAUUUGAAUAAAACUUCAGUUUUGUAAAAUAAGGUUAAGUUUACAGUUUUUUUUUUGUUGUUGUUGCAACUUUUGUGUAGAGAUGUUAGAGUUGCUUGUGGAAAAAGUAAGAUUUGCUUUUUGUUUUUUU